AGGGUGAAGUCGAAGAACUCGUAACCCAACACCGAUUCCCUUUCAGACACUCUCUUUGCCGCUUCAAGCUUCGGCUGACUUCAUUCCUAUCUCCCUUCAUCAUCUUCAGGGAUAUUUAAAAUGACAGAGCCUUCUAAAGUCAUUCACGUUCGGAAUGUUGGUCAUGAAAUUUCUGAGCCUGAUCUGCUUCAGCUAUUCCAGCCUUUUGGAGUCAUCAACAAACUAGUGAUGCUUCGUGCUAAAAACCAGGCUCUGCUUCAAAUGCAAGAUGUUCCCUCAGCUGUCAAUGCAAUGCAAUUCUAUGCCAAUGUUCAGCCAAGCAUAAGGGGUAGAAAUGUUUAUGUUCAGUUCUCGUCUCAUCAAGAGCUAACUACUAUGGAGCAAAAUACUCAAGGACGAGGAGACGAGCCUAAUCGUAUACUCUUGGUUACGAUUCAUCACAUGCUAUACCCUAUAACCGUGGAAGUUCUACAUCAAGUAUUCUCCCCUCAUGGAUAUGUGGAGAAGGUCGUCACAUUUCAAAAGUCAGCUGGUUUUCAAGCACUUAUUCAAUUUCAAUCGCGUCAAAGUGCUGUUUCUGCCAGAAAUGCCCUUCAGGGGCGUAAUAUAUAUGAUGGUUGCUGUCAACUAGAUAUUCAGUUCUCAAAUCUUGAAGAGUUGCAAGUGAAUUACAAUAAUGAGCGGUCUAGGGAUUUCACAAACCCAUCGCUGCCUUCAGAACAGAAAGGGAGACCCUCUCAACCUGGAUACGGAGAUGCAGGAGUUGGAUUUCCUCAGAUGAACAAUGCUGCUGCAAUUGCGGCUGCAUUCGGAGGAGGGUUGCCUCCUGGAAUUAGUGGGACGAAUGACAGAUGCACUCUUCUUGCAUCUAAUCUAAAUCCUGACAGGAUAGAUGAGGAUAAACUCUUCAACUUGUUCUCUCUGUAUGGGAACAUUGUCAGAAUCAAACUUCUUCGCAAUAAACCAGAUCAUGCCCUAGUUCAGAUGGGUGACGGCUUUCAGGCUGAGUUGGCUGUACACUUUUUGAAGGGAGCUACCCUAUUUGAGAAGCGGUUGGAGGUUAAUUUUUCAAAGCAUCCAAAUAUCACAAUGGGGGCUGAAACACACGAGUAUUUGAACUCGAAUCUGAAUCGUUUUAACCGCAACGCUGCUAAAAAUUACCGCUAUUGUUGCUCACCAACCAAGAUGAUCCACUUGUCGACCCUGCCACAGGACGUGACAGAAGAGGAGAUUGUAUCGCACCUGGAGGAACAUGGCAGCAUUGUGAACACAAAACUAUUCGAAAUGAAUGGUAAGAAGCAGGCUCUUGUGUUAUUCGAAAGCGAAGAACAGGCAACUGAAGCUCUUGUCUGCAAGCACGCAAGCACACUUGGCGAUUCCAUGAUUCGUAUCUCCUUUUCUCAGUUGCAGACAAUUUGAGUAAAAUCUCAUCAUGUUGAUGGAUUUCUUGGAUAAAUUUGGUGAUUUUCAUGACAACUGUUUUGUUUGUUUGUUUGUUUUAGUGUGUAUUCUUACAACUACAACUCCCUUUGCAUUUUAGAUGGUAGUGGGGUACCUUUUGUUUUUGGUCCUUUUGGGUUGUAUAAUUAGUUAUUUGUGUUCUUUCAGACUGCUGGCCAUAUGUAUGUUAUUUUGCACACAGAAGAAUAGAAACUUGAAAGUGGCACUUUCUUGU
This is a messenger RNA of Cynara cardunculus var. scolymus (artichoke), 1675 nucleotides long. Its product is annotated as polypyrimidine tract-binding protein homolog 3. Gene Ontology annotation, cellular component: nucleus. NCBI's taxonomy places the organism in Eukaryota, Viridiplantae, Streptophyta, Magnoliopsida, Asterales, Asteraceae. The transcript has 15 exons. Gene Ontology annotation, biological process: regulation of RNA splicing. Gene Ontology annotation, molecular function: mRNA binding. Bases 121 to 1419 code for a protein of 432 amino acids. The record is from RefSeq and is a predicted model, not a curated record.